Messenger RNA from Psylliodes chrysocephalus, 1130 nucleotides. The record is from the annotation of a GenBank genome assembly. NCBI's taxonomy places the organism in Eukaryota, Metazoa, Arthropoda, Insecta, Coleoptera, Chrysomelidae.
CGAAUUGUUAAUUUUCCGUUAACUAGUUUUUGUAUGUACCUGCGUGGAACAGCGCGGCGUCCAGACCUGAAACCACUUGACCUCCCCGAUCUCACCUCGACAAAACGUCGCUUUCUCGUAUACGGCGCGAUGUGGCAACGCCGACUACACUUGACAUCGCCAGUCGCCUUACUAGUCAGUCUCGUCCGAACUUUACGAAAGUGAUGAACGCGAAUAUCGACCAAUGUCCGUGGUGAUUCGCGUAUGGAGCGACGAAAAUCCCACAAAACGACUUUUAAACCAGUGUUCCGUUGACAUGCGACAAAAAUUGACUAUUAACCCAAAGAUGCUGUCAGUGGUGAGCGCCGGCGUGACGGCGGCGGGCAUGGGUGGCGGCAUGGACCGGCUCGGGGGUGGCGGUGGGGGCCCCGGGUCCGGCGCCAGGGAGUUGACAGCAGCGGCGGCGACCAGGGAGCAUCGCCAGAUGAGGCUGCACUCCGUCGACACGCAUACCGAUAUUACAAUUAAUUUACCGCCUAGUAUAGAAAUGCCUGACGGCGAAGAGCAUCCCUUCACGUCAUCGAGGUUGCAUAUACGAGAUGCAGAACAGGAAUCCGAGAUCUACCAGAAGUGCAUCCGACCUCCGCCGAACCGCACAGUUUUAGAAAGCGAAUCGCCGCCACCCUACAGAUCCUGUUCGGCGGGCAUGCUGUCCACCUCCUCGUCGUCGUCGGGGAGCAGCGACUGGUCGACCUCGUCCCCCACCAACCCCCUAGUAGUCAGGUGUCACUCCAUGUCAUCGACGUCUUCGAAAUCUUCCCUCAACACCACAUCCACCGCCGCCACCACGCCCGCCAUUCAAAAGACUGAUUUUUUACAAAGGACUGUUAAAAUAUUCACGGGAGGCGGCAAAAAAACUGUUUACCAACAACCGCCGCCCGCACCCGCGUUGCCCGUAGUGAUCGUGCCGACGGUGAUGAAGAUUCACAGAGGGGCGGGUGGUGAACAUCGCUCCAAACAUCAUCACGAUGUUUGACCUUACGUCCCCUCUUAGCUGAUGACUUUUUGUGUGAAUUCAUGUUUUUGAUUCCAUUUGUUUUUAGCGCCACGUGUCCCAACGGGGGUUUUGUGAAUUUGUUUGACAGUUCGAG